Molecule: messenger RNA, 4051 nt
Organism: Ceratina calcarata
Lineage: Eukaryota; Metazoa; Arthropoda; Insecta; Hymenoptera; Apidae
Gene: THADA
Product: Thyroid adenoma-associated protein homolog
Exons: 12
Coding region: 46-3936 (1296 amino acids)
Biological process (GO): tRNA methylation
Cellular component (GO): cytosol
Source: RefSeq, a predicted model, not a curated record
UGGUCUGCUAAAUAUGUUUUGAAGCGAAUUUUUAGGUUGAACAAAAUGUUUAAAGACACAGAAAUAAAAAGACAAUUAAGGGAGCUGUUAAGAUUGAAACGCAGUGGAGAAUUGGACACUGAAGAAAAGAUUUUAAAUUCUAAUAAUGAAUACUGGCGAGAUUCUGUGUUGUACGCAGAUUUAGAACGCUAUGUGUACCAUCAGGAUGAAGAAAUAAAAUUGAAUACACUUGCUCUCAUCGUGGAAUCAAAGAAGAGCACAUUAAGAUUUACAUCCAGAGAACUCGAUAUAAUUAUUUUGUUUCUGAAUGUAAAUUUUAAGGAAAAAAUAGAAUUUGUGCCUCUCAUUCAAAAGGUUUUAAAGCGUAUGAAGGAUGGCUUGACUGUAAUGAGGAGGCAAUCUGUGCAGAAUGUGAAAACAAGUUAUCUAAUAAAGAAGGAAAUAAGCAAUGCUUCAUUACACAUGAAACAAACAAUUUUAGAUCAAUACUGCAGCGUAGCUUCUGAUUUACAAAAAGCUAUAAACAUGUACUGCACUGUUUUCCAAACUUUACACGACAUGUGCAUCUGUAGUCCUGAUGCUACUUAUACCAGAAGGAAAUCUUCCUUGCAAAUAUUACUUUCAAUGAAAGAUAUACUGGGUAAUGAAUAUAAACAAGUUACUUGGGAGACAAGACAAUCAGAAGCAGUGUUUAACCUGAUGUUACUUGAUACGUAUGAAGAAAAUAAAGAGAUGGCUCUUAAAAUAAUGAAAUCAAUGGAUCCAUGUUUAUUGCAAUUAGAUGAUGAAAGUUACGUUCGUGAUAUUAUCUUAGUUGCUAUGGAGUUGGGCAACAGCAUUAGACCUAUUGAUACUAUCACAUCUGCGUACAUGCUGAAACUCAGUAUGUUAUCACCUAUCCUAUUGAAUGUUCUUGAAAGUUCAUUUAGUCUGACAAAACAAUCGGAAAAUAACACAGAAGCAAUAGUAUUGCAAUUGUUAUUACUUUUACUUAAAGAAUUAAAGCAAUCUUCAGCUUUAGCAAAAGAAAAUAUAGUAAAAACUGUUACACAACAUUCUUUGUACGGAUACUUGUUCUGUAUUCGAAGUUUGUUAGAAGAAUGCAACUUAAAAAGUAUCGAGGAAAAUCAUGUGUGGCAAAAUACUAUUGGAGAAUUGGUAUCUCUUUGUUUCGAGCUCAGUCAUGCAGUUUCUUUGAUAGUAAAUAAUUCUUCUCCCGAAGGACAUUUGCCGACAGAUCUAAAUUUGCGAACUAUUGACGAGACAAACCAUUCUACAUCGGAUGAACAAAUAGUGACACCGCAAAUGGUGUUACUUUGUUCUUGGCGCACUAUAAAAGAAGUCAGCUUAUUAUUUGGCUUGCUAGCCAUUAAGGCACCCAUGUUUGAAGAUAAUUCUUCGAUAGGAUUGCUAAAUGACGGACAAAUUGUCCAGAUAGGAGAGCAUUUGGUUUCGUUACUUUCAGAGACGAAACACAGAGGAGCAUUCGAACAGGCAUACGUGGGUUUCAGUCAACUGUGCUCCCAUUUAUGGCAUUUAAAUAAGGAAAACCUAAAUCGAUUGCCCAAAAUGUGGCUACAUCAGAUUUUGUUUGCCAUCAUUGGAUUUAAGUCAAACUUAAAAUUCUGCGCGACGAGAAGGAGCGCAGGGUUACCAUUUAUCAUACAGGCUAUACUAUCUACGGAACCUCGUAAAUACAAAGAUACAAAGACUAUAACUUUCGAUUCGGUAAUGAAAAUUUUGCUAGGCUUCACCCAAUUAAACGAUGAUGAAAAUGUAUUGGAAAAAGUGCAACAAUUAAUUUAUUCGAACUCUGCGUUUGCACAAUAUGAGAACUUAAUAAAUAGUACGAAUGAAAAUAAUUUUCAAAUUACGGAAAUCAAGACACAUGCUCUGAAUAUUUUAAGAGCGAUUUUUAGACAUUCUCAUCUCGCAGAAGUGGUAAAUAAUUACGUCGAAGAUGGUUUAAUAGCGGCGUUCAGAAGUUAUGACGCUCCAUCCUGGGCGGAACGAAAUGCGGCAACAUUACUUUUUAGCGCACUCAUUAUUAGGAUUUUCGGUGUUCAAAGAACGAAAGAUCAUAUCAAUCUCACUAUAGACAAUAAAAUGAAUUUUGAAUCGUUUUUUCAAAAAUAUCCUAGCCUGUUGCCGUAUAUUUUAGAAGAAUUAAAAACAGUUAUAACGACGGACAGAACUAUUAUAAAAUCCAGUGUACAAGCGAUUUUACUAUUGUUAUCUAGAUUGUAUCACAAUCGUAAUUCGGAAUCCUACGAUUCUCUAUCAGAGCUCAAUAAUCUUAUAGGGCAAAUUAUACAAUGUGCAAAAAGUGCUAUAUUGGAAACACGUAAACUAGCAGCUAGAGCACUCGUACCUUUGUUGACGAAACAGUCUGUGGGACCUGUUUUGUCCACAAUUAUAGAAAAUAUUGCGUCUCUAGAAAACAAUCAAGCGUUCCUGAAUUUAAUACACGGUUACAUGUUACAAAUAUAUGAGGGAUUGAAACAUUUUAAUUUGAAAUUAAUCGAUAUAGAUUGGAAUAGAUUUUUUAAAAGUACCACUUGGAUUUUGGAAAAUUUAGAAGGAAGUAAUUCCAAACAUCCGUGUUUCUUAUUAGCAGCAGUUUAUACGGAUAUUUGUAACGAAAUAUGCAAAGUAGAUGAAACGUACCUGGCGCAUUUUCCUAUACUAGAUACUCUGAUCUCUCAUUUAUUACAUGACAAACUGAAGCAAGGACCAGCACGGGAACUGUAUAAAUUAUCAGCCAUUAAAUUUAUUCGAUCGAUAGCGUGGGAAACUUCAUUGAUUCAACAGUACACACCAGUUAGAAUAUAUCUGCAUAAUUUAAGGGUUCCCGAAACGCAAAUCGUGGCGUGGUCAACUUUGGCAGAAAUUAUUAGCAAACUAAAGUACCAUGACGUAUCGGUAUUAUUAAUAACAUAUGCUGCUAAUGAAGUUCGCAAUUUCAAGCAGUAUUUUCGAAAAUACAGUCCAGAAUUGCAGGAUGCAAUAUUUGAUUUCCUAUAUGAUAGUCUGAUGUAUCUUAAUCGAAUUCAGUCACCAAGUUUCACAGAAAGGAAAAAUAUCUGUAAAUUAGUGCUAAAUGAAAUACGGCAAUACGAUAAUGAAAAUGGAUAUAGUGAAAGAGAUUCUUAUUUAAGAUUAUUGGGGAAGUCCUAUGUGACUUUAGCUUCCUUUGAUAAGGAUGACGAAACAAUUACUUUAGAAUGUACAAAUUAUGUGUACACUAACUUAUGUGAUAAUUUAUGGAUAGCAAGUUCAAACAUGGAUGUUCAACGAUCUGUUUUUGAAAUUAUGCACGAAUUAUUCAUAGUGUGUUAUGAACGCGAAGAGUAUCGAUAUGUACAGAUUCAAUGGUGGACAACAUUAUUACAACUGUUGCUAGAUAAUAAUUCUAAAGUACGACACGAAGCAUUUUUAUUACUUGAUCGUGUACCGGUACAUCCAAAAAUAGUUAAUUCACCUUUAAAAUCUAAUAUCGAUUUACUACUUUCUAAGUUUCAUGAGUGCAACAUACAUAAUAAAGAUCCAGAAUUUAUAUGUAUCGUACUUUUCUAUUGGAGCAUCGCAUUAAUUAAUGAUGCAGAUUAUGAAAUGGAUGACACAGAUGUGUUCAAUAAAUGCACAAAUCUUGAUUUCCUUGAACCCAUAAAGGUAUCAGAGAUGUGUGCUAAAUUUUUAAUGGAAAAUAUGAAAUAUUGUUUCGAUACUUUAUUACCGAACGCAAUUAUAGAUUGGAUAAGUUCUCGUUUAAAUGUCGAAUUCCAACGAUCUAUUUCGUUUAGAACUUUCGUGAUGGAGUAUAAAAGUUUUAUACCUGACAUUCAGAAUAAAUUGGAUAAUUUUCUGAAUCCAACUUACAAAAAUAAGUUGUUGCAACUUUUAGCUUACGAACAAUACAAAACUAUUUACCUAUAAACCUAAUUUAAGGCUACAUGAUGUUUCCGUGUUUAACACAAAGACUAAUUAAUUGCGAUGUAAAUUGGAUACAAUUUUGUUGUUUUAAAUAAAUGACUUACCGUAAGCAGAAUCU